AUGUUGAUAUGUCCGAUCUCCCUCGUAGCUUCUUUAUGGCGCCGACAACGCCUUCGUCGGCAGGCUCGCGAGGAGUUUAGCGCUAGCGGCAUACCCUGGUAUAACAACGCCUUUCUUGGCACAUUUUUGGAUGAACUUGUUCUUGACGUCCUCAUGGUUUGUUGUGGCCAACUUCAUUUCGUUCUGUACAUGCGUGAUAACAGCUUCGUUGUCUACCCACAGGUCAAUAGGCAACUAGGUAGCGAUAUUGGUCCUGCCCAUCGGCUCAUAAGCAACCUCGGAUGCCGGUUACGUCACAUAACUUUGCUUCUUGCGUUGCCAUCUAUCUACCGUCAUACAGUAUAA
Molecule: messenger RNA, 345 nt
Organism: Plasmopara halstedii
Lineage: Eukaryota; Oomycota; Peronosporomycetes; Peronosporales; Peronosporaceae
Exons: 1
Coding region: 1-345 (114 amino acids)
Source: RefSeq, a predicted model, not a curated record